Messenger RNA from Anopheles coluzzii, 1766 nucleotides. RefSeq names its product juvenile hormone esterase-like. The record is from RefSeq and is a predicted model, not a curated record. The coding region runs from base 42 to 1766 and encodes 574 amino acids. NCBI's taxonomy places the organism in Eukaryota, Metazoa, Arthropoda, Insecta, Diptera, Culicidae. The transcript has 4 exons.
AGCCCACCAGGUCCAGGGUCAGUUUAUUCCCAUCCAUCAUCAUGCCACACGGAGUGGUCGUGAUUCUGACGGUUGUGUUUGUGGUUGCAGCAGCCGAGAAUGUCCCAAGGGUCUGCAUCCAGGACGGGUGUAUGCGGGGAUCGUGGAUGCGAAGUCUGCACGGCGAGCGGUACGAAGCGUUCAUCGGUAUCCCGUUUGCCAAGCCACCGGUUGGACCACUUCGUUUCGCCAACCCGGUCCCAAACGAGCCUUGGGCGGACCGGCAGGAGCUGGAUGCAUCGGGCAGAAUUCCACGAGCGCCCUGUCUGCAGAAGAAUCUCUUCCUGCCCGAGCGUGGAGUCGAGGGUAAGGAGGAUUGUCUGUAUCUGAACGUUUACCGACCGUUUAAGGUGAGCAAAGAGGGGGCCGAGAAUGGAACGACUCCGCUAGCUACCUUGGUGUACAUCCACGGUGGUGGGUUUCUGGCCGGAUAUAACUCUCCCUUGGUUGCGGGAGCGGAAAAGCUGAUGGACAAUGCGGUAAUACUGGUGACGAUCGCUUACCGGUUGGGUGCGUUCGGGUUCCUUUCGACUGGUGACGAUGCGGCGAGUGGAAACUUUGGCCUGAAGGACCAGCGGGAAGCAUUGCGGUGGGUUCGUCGAAACAUCGAAGCGUUUGGAGGCGAUCCGGAGCUGGUGACGGUCAUGGGACAUAGUGCCGGUGGUGCUUCCGUGCAUCUGCAGCUGAUGCAUCUUGGCAACGAGGGGUUAUUCCAGCGUGCCAUAAGUCUCAGUGGCAAUGCCCUAACUCCUUGGAGUGCUCCAAGAGCUAACCCGCUACAGCUUGCCCACCAACAGGCUCGUCUGUUGGGCAUUAAAAAGCCCCACAAGAUGACUACGGAUGCACUGGUGGAAGCACUUCGUGCCAUCGAUGCUGAUCUUUUCGUGAGCAGUUACAAAGGAUUUACGAACGGCUCUCGCUAUCCUGUGAUCGUAUACGGACCGGUGGUGGAGGCUGCUACCGUUUCGGACGCGUUCCUGACGGAACCUCCGCGGGAGCUGUGGGCCCGUGGGGCACACCUGUCCGUACCCUGGCUGACGGGGAUCGUGCCAAACGAUGGGUUCGUGUUCAGUGCUCCCAUCCUGAAGGACACCGACUGUUCGAAGGAAACGUUUGCCCAGCAGAAGACGCUGCUGCUGAACGUGCUGGGCGGCGCGAAGGAGACGGACGCACUGCCGAUCCUGAUGGAGCGCUUCUUCGGCAAUCAGUCGUCGAUCGGCGAAUGUUUUACGCACGAAAAUGUGGACAAGCUGACGAUGUUGUUUAAUGAAGGUCUGUUCGUCUAUCCGCUCACUCUCAGCGUACGCCAGCACGCCAAUCACACGGGCACGAAAGCUCCCAUAUAUCUGUACCGGUUCAACUACAAGGGUCCACACUCGUACUCCUCCAUCUUUGUGCCGGAUCGGGAUGAGUCGAAAAACUUUGGCAUCGUACAUUGCGAUGAGUUGAUCUACAUCCUGCGCGCUCCGAUACUGUUUCCCGACUUUCGGCGCAACUCGCCAGACGCAAAAGUCACGCAAGUGAUGACAAAGUUGAUCGUAGACUUUGCACGCACAGGAACUGCACCAACGGGUGAUGGGGUUGGUGAUCGGGCGAGCGACAGCGAAUUCCCCCAAGCCCUGGAACUGACCAACUCUAACAGUACGGAGGAGCCCGUUCUGAAAAAGUACAUUAACUUUUAUGAUGCCGACAUGUUCGACUUCUGGACACGGUUUUACAGCUACUAG